CGGAUGUUCCUAAUUGCAAUAUCAACAAUAAUGGACGGUUGAGUUCAUGGCUUAUAAUUAAACUUGUCCAAAAAAAUGAAAGGGAAAUUGGUGUGUUUUGCGACGUGGAUGCCAAGUAGGAUUGUAGGCGAGAGGAUGAUGUUUCAAGGAAGCUAGAGGGACUAUAUCAACGAUGGCUGACUCAAAAUGCAGCCUCCCAGAGGCUUGGAAGAAUGGUGAAUUGACGGCGGACGCAAUCGGUCGACGACAUGAACGUCUACUUCCCGACGUUCAAGACCUUGAAAAUGACUUAGAAGCGGUUGGAAAAUCUAUCGAAGUCUACAUAGAUGCUUUGAACAACUACUGUAGCGCCGGGUGCCGCGUUUCUGCCACGUUUGCGAAGCUUUUGGGCGAUACAACGUUGGCGAAGAUAUCGCAGCAAUUUGAGCAAGUAACCGACAAACUUGAGCACACCGCUUUGAACGACUGUAGCGCGGAUAUAAACAGUUUUGUUCUUACAACUUUAUCCCAAUUCACGGCGACUUUGCCCGCUGUUAAACAAGAAAUAGGUGACUACAAACGCUGUAAGACGCGGCAUGAGAAAUGCCAGGAAUCUUUGGAAAGUUUUGCCAAAAAGGAUCUAGCUGCGUCCGAAGGGAAAGGCUUUAAACAAGCAAAAGAAAGAUUUUAUACGGCGGACAGAGAUUACACGGGGAAACAAGAAGAACUAAGUCAAUGUUUAAGUUCACUAGAAGGCAACAGAAUCAAGAUGAUAGGAGCUAGUCUCUUAUCACUGUUGCACACCAUAGCACAAUUCAAUGGUGACAUGUCGACCAUGUUGGCACCUCUGGGAGAAUACCAGUCAGUUGGUGAUUACCUGCGGGACAGGGAGAUUGCACCACAGCUGAAGGAAGCGACCACAACAUGGUGCUCACUUGCCCAGAGCUAUCAAAGUAUUCGGGUCAAUGAACUGCCUGGUGAAGAUGCUUAUAACCUGCUCAAACUUAAGAAAGGAGAGGAACUAUCUUCAUCUCAACAGCAUGAACUUGAACAACAUGUGAAAGCAUUACUGGAGGACUAUAAAAAGGAUGUGGCGUCUGUUGACGAUGGCCCUGUCACAGUCCCUGGUGGCUUUUUCAAGAACCCUGCUGGAAUCAGGGUGGCCUUGAAGGGUUGCUGCUCAAGAUUAGAAUCACUCGCUAUAGAUGGUGUAAAUCUGUGUCCCUCGUACAAUGAAAUGGUUGCCACAUUGCAGCAGGAAGUACCCAAAGUUCAGCUGGCUGUUGCUUCAGUUGGCAAACCAUGGCACAAAGUUGCAAAUCUCGAAGGAUCAGACGUUGUCCGAUCAAGACAGCACUGUCUGAAGAAUCUCAUUGAACCACUGGCAAAACAGUUUGACAUUCCGUUUACAAAGGAGAGCUUUUCCAGUUUCACUUUGACAGUUUUGCACGAAGCCUGCUCGGAGAAAACCAUUCUCGCCUCAAAAAUUGCGGCCCAGUUGCUGUAUGGAAAGAUUGAUCUGGUCGUGAUUGAGUUGUCACCAGAGUCAGCCAGGAACCGUAAUGUUCGUCUUCAUUGUAAAGAAAAUGGUGUGAAUAUUGAAGUACAAUUGACGUGGUGGGUUAAAAGUGAUCCAUCUUUAUUUUCUGGUAUAUUGGAAGACGAGAAUAACCAGCCACUGUUUGAAAUCAAUACAACAUACUCUACAGUGAUUGAUUACAUGGAUUAUCUUGAGGAAAAGGAGUCUCGGCUACCUGUGAUAACGGUGGAGUAUCGCAGUCUUGCUGAACCAGAUACAAGCCAACUUCAAACCACCUGCAACGUUCCUGUCGCUCCACCAAGAUCCAAGCAUUAUGCGCGGAAAUACGCUGCACGGAAAAAGAAGAGUGAACUGGAUGGUUUAAUAUCUCGUAGUGUCAAUGGCGGGAUAUCUCAGAGGAAGAAGUCGCCGCACCGCGAUGCUGAUCAAGGUACAUUGAUGUCCCUGGCAUCAGAGACCGAGCUAAGUGACGUCAUCAACUUCCUCUCGGGAUUACGACCACGUGGUGGUAACCCUGACGACGGCGACACAGAGUCCGUGUGCAGUGCUAUGGCGAUGUCGGACAGCGGUAUCGAGAGCGUGAACAACGGUAAGCUGGGUGUGGCCGGGGGGAAACUUGGUGGUAGCGGGGACAUUGAGGAACAAACGAAGGGAAAGAAGGGGAAAAAGAAGGACAAGAAUGCUCCGGCGAAAAGCGAGAGUUUUAACAAGAAAAAGAAGAAAAAACGCGGAGAUCGAAAGAAAGAGAAAAAGAAAGCGGCAGCCGCGGCCGCUGCAGCUGAGGAACAGGAGAAGGAAAGAAAGAAAGAAGAUGGAGAUAUGAGUACCAUUGCUGAAGAUUUACAAACGGUGAAAGAAGAGAAUAGUGCAAAAUCUGACAAAGAGGCAGUGAUAAUAAGCGAGAGCUUGAGGAGUGUUUGGGAGCAAAAUGGUAAACAAAAGCACGAUGUGGAAAGCGCUCCUAAGAAUACCCUUUCUCUGCAAGUUUCAAACUUGGAAAACCAAUCGUCGAAACUUUACGGUUCACAGGACAGCGUAUAUUACAGCUGUUGGUCGAUACCAAGCCUCGCGCGUGAUGCUGACGAGUCUGCUGCCAAGGCAACGAAUCAAGAGAUUACGCCAUCCGAGUACACCGGUGCUGCAUGGUCGCAACGAUAUGAACAGAACAGUUCACAGUCGCAACAAAGAAGCAUUUGGAGUCCAUCUCUUCCGCCAUCCACUAUGACUGUCGAAAAUCGAAAGGAGUCAUGGCCACCUUCAUUAAGGCGGCAAGAUUGCGUGGAUGCUGACGACAAUGAUAGAAACCUGAUGGUCGGGGAGUCCGUGUUCUCUCUUGGCUUGGAGGUGACUGGGUUCGAGCUUUUUGCUGCCGCAAAACAAGCAAGUUCCAGUAACUCCAGGUCAACGGAGGAAAGAGGGGAGAGAUUCGGUCACCGACAAACGACUUUUCAAUCUCAAAUGCGACAAACGGUGCCGCGAGGCAAGCCUGCCGCAAGCCAGUUUUCAGAAAGAUCUUCAUCCUACGGAGAGGGACUUCAUCAUCUCCCUCAACACGAGCCAAUGAGACUACACACACACCAUAGUGAUCCAUUCUUAGCCAAGAACAUCCCAUGGAAUCAAGGAGUACCACCGAUGUAUAUGAAACUCCGCUAUAAUCCUAACCUCGUUGCGCCUUACCCCAGCGAAGAGAUGCCGCCGGGGGGGUACGGCCCCCCUCCCCAAUCUGGGAGGGGGGCGCGAGCUCUUCAUAAACAAGGACCGAACCAGUUAGAUCGGCGAAGAGCGAAUCCUCAGUUUUAUGCUCCACCCAGGGCUGGCCCCAUGUGAUAACUGGAUGGACGCUGGUCUGUCUUAGUAAAGAACUAAUUAACAUUAUCAGAGAUAAGAUUAUACAGCAUUUGCAGAAAUUUACCAAUAUAUAAUUAAAAUAAUAGAAAUUUGUAUCUUGCCUGGUAUUCAAAUAGUGAUUUUUAUUGUCAGAGAAAUGAAAUAUAAAACUGUGACCUUUAACAUCCAAUGACGAUGUUGAGGGGUAUAAUGAAGUAUUGAUUGGAAUAUAAGAGGAUAGAGAAGGGUAUGAGAAAAACAGUAUGUAAAGAACAAGUUUAUAUAUUUA
Molecule: messenger RNA, 3635 nt
Organism: Dendronephthya gigantea
Lineage: Eukaryota; Metazoa; Cnidaria; Anthozoa; Malacalcyonacea; Nephtheidae
Exons: 16
Coding region: 173-3346 (1057 amino acids)
Biological process (GO): Rac protein signal transduction
Molecular function (GO): CCR4-NOT complex binding
Source: RefSeq, a predicted model, not a curated record